UUUGCACACCGAAGCAGCGGAGAACACACACAACCCGCGAGGCGUCAACAACGGUAGCCAAAUAGUCGCUGAAAUACAAUCGGCUGUGAAACCGUGUGAAAAGAAAAACCGUGUGUGUGUCCGGGAAUAAGGUACCGACAAAGAAAGGUAGAAGGGUACAGUGUAGUGUAACAGUGCGUGCCAGCCAGUGAAGCGACACUAUCCGUUGUGUUUUGCACGUGCUGUGUUAGUGAAGCAAAAGUGGCAAAUAUAUAAUAUUUCACAAGUUUAAAGUGAGCGCAAGCGUGUAAAAGCAUUGAAAAAGCAAAACGUAAAUUUUGUGCAUUAUUAUCACGUACUAGUGUUGUGCAUUUACAUCCACAGUACUGCAGUACGUAUCGCUUUCGGAGUGUGUGCGGUACGAACCAGCUGUGAAUGUAACUUUGUGUGGUAAAGAAGCGGCUCCAGCCAUUUCCUUUCUCUCUCUGUCUCUACGCCGUGCUCGUGCCGUUUCGUCUCACGUUCUCUCUCGCUCUGGUAACGAUCCUGCUGCAAAGGCUGCUUUGGCGGUUGCUGCUAGCUUCUGCGCCCCACAAACCAAACAGGCCAUCCCAGCACAGGUUAAAAGCACGCACCCAGCAGCAACGGCCCCACAGUAAAGCUGGACCGGAACGCAACGGCCGCGACGAUGAAGACUCGCCUGACGACGCUUACAUGGCGUGGAUCCGCAUCGGUCGAUCCACGGUUUUCGGCCGCAAUGCUACCGUGGUCCAUCGCCGACAUUAGAAACCACGAAAGUUAUGUAACGCUAUCGGUCGGUGUUGAGGAUGGAGUGCUGGCAGCAUACAACACGGACUUUGAGCUACAGUUUGAGCACAAGUUGAAGUACAUUCUCGGAUAUUGCAGAGUGAUUGUGAAGCAGGAAAAGGGCAAAAAGAACUCGGACUUCCUGAUACCGAAAGCGGCCAGCACACGACCACAGCCAAUCACGAUCGCCAAUGACAGUGUGGCGGAAAUCUUUGGGCCCGAGUUUGGGCUGGUGUAUCUGCUGAAAAAUCCACAGGAUCCACUGCUGCACAUACACUUUUACGAGUGCGAAAAGUAUGAACAGAUGGCCGAACUGAUGCAGCAGAUGCGUGAUCCGGCCACGAUCGGGGGCGGCUCGGUUGGCAGCAUACCGCAGAGCAUCGUUUCCUCCAGCGCGAAUCCAAACGAUCUGCAGAAGGCCCUCCGCAACCAAGGCAUCCAUUCGACGCCCGCCUCCAACCUGAAGCUUGCGGAACAGAUGCGUCACGCACAGCAUGACAGUAGCCCCACAAUAGCCUAUCACCAGCCACAGCAAACCCAGCCGUCCCAUCCUCACUCGCAGCAGCAGUACCAAAAUGGGAGUACGAAUCGUUUGGCCACCUCGAAAAGUUAUUCCGGUGGUUUGAAUAAUUCGGCCGGCGGUGUGAACGGUGGCGCAACCGGUAACAGCAGUAUCUCGUCCAGCCUAUCCUCCCUGCCGGACAUAUCGGCCAACAAUUCACAGUUCUUCGAGGUGCUGUACAUCGGCAAGAUCAAGGUGUCGCACAAGCGCGUCCCGAUCACCUUCAUCGAUGAUGCGCUGCCCAAGUUCAAGGCGUAUGACGCGGAGAAGCUGCGCCAGCAGCAGGAAUUAACGCGAAAGCAAAGCACACCUGUCAGUGAGGAAUCGUCUACGGAAGGUGAAGCAAGUCCCGGGCGCAAUGAGUCCGAGACUAGAGGCACGGAGUCAACACCACCGGCACCGGACGAUCCGCCCGAAGUCUUCCAGGGCCGCCGUGUCAGUACGUUCGAUAUUCCGACGAGGAAGAUUGAGAAUGAUACCGCGGGUGAUAGCAAUGCGUCCGGCAGUGGUAAAGAAGAACCGAAGCGGGUAGAGGAGAACUGUUCCGCAAACGUACAGCAAGGGCAGGAACAGCAGCAACCACACCAGCAGCAGCAGCAACAGCAGCCCCCAUCGGCAGCAGCUCCCAUUGCAGAGCGUGUAGUAGUCACCAAACAAACUAAGUCAGCAUCACCCCAGGAGGAGGAUGCCCCAGUUAAACGAGAUCGUUCCGCUUCCAUUGGAUCGAUACCGGUGGUCGAGCAGAACCGGACGAUGGUAUUCCUGAUCGGCCAGUCCGAUCUGCGUCUGAUCAGCCCGGACCGUAAGCAGGUGCUGCUGCACAAAGCGUUCCGCGAUGUAGCGAGCUGUGCCCAUGGGCACAAAAAUUCGGACCACUUCGGCAUCAUCUGCCGCGAUAUGAACAACGACGGGUACAUCGGGUACGUGUUCAAAUGCCAGUCGGAACAGGUGGCGGAAGAUGUCGUAUUUUCCAUCUCGCAAGCCUUCACCGCAUGUUCGGAGCAAACGAAGCAGAAGGAACGGGCAGCGGCACAGAUAUUCUCCUGCGAGCACUGCCCGAUGCUGUGGUACCACAAGCUGUGCACCGAUACCGAGGGCCAGAGCGACAAGAAGACACAGUACAUGAUUUUCAAGCGCAUCGAUACCACGCUCACCGACGACGAGCAGCGAUUGCUGAUGGAGAAGUAUCGCGGGGCGGAAGAGGCGGCCGGCAGCAGCCUUGGGGAGCAGAACCAAUUUCUGAUGAUGUUGCUGCGUGCGCACUGUGAGUCGAAGCAGCAGCGGCACGUGCACGAUACGGUGGAGCAUAGGACCGAAUUUUUGAACCAGUAUCUCGGCGGCAGUGGCAUCUUUAUGAAGGCGAAACGUUCGCUUACCAGCUCGUUCGAUCAUCUGCUGAAAAGGCGUACCAGCCGGGAUGAUUUUGUGGCCGGUAGUCUCAAGGAUUCGAGCUCGACCGGUGAGCUGAAGGACGGUGGCUUUGAACCGGUAACGCGAGCGCGUGCCUCCACGAUCGGAUCAAGCCCGUCGAUGGGACGGAAGAAUUCGGACGCCGGCAAUGGGACAACACCACAGCUCAAGUCACCGAUGAUGGAUAUCUUCAUCAAGGUUGGCAACAGCCCCAGAGAUCAUGGCCAUGCCGGAUCCUGGCGGCAGGCGAUGCUGCACCGCGUUGUAACACCGUCGAAAAAUAUGAAAAGUGGCCCAGAAGAGUACAUGUCGCCACUGCGUGCGGCUGGCGCACCGGCUAAGAAGCGUACGCGGGAAGAGCUCCGGGAGCUGUGGCGCGUCGGCAUCAAGCAAACAAUCAUCCUGAACCGCAUGGAGAAGGAGAACGCCCAUCUGCAGGCACGCCAGCACGAAAUCAAAUCGAACGAGAUACGUCGCGUCAAGCUGGAGUACGACGAGAUCGCGGUGUGCGAUAAACGGGCGGCCGAGCAGUGGGACACGCUGCUGGACAAUUGCGCUGCGUCGGUUGCAAUCCCGACCAAACAGGCACUGCUGUACCAGGCGAUGAAGAACGGUGUACCACGCUCGAAGCGGGGUGAAAUCUGGAUGUAUCUGGCCGAGCAGCAUGCGCAUCGCUAUCCGGCCCCGAUCGAUACGACCAACUUUCCGAACUUUAACACACCGUACCACGUGCUGCUGAAGAACCUGACCGAACAUCAGCACGCCAUCUUUAUCGAUUUAGGUCGUACAUUCCCGGAUCAUAAGUACUACAAGGACGCACUCGGCGUCGGACAACUGUCACUGUUUAACCUGCUGAAGGCGUACUCCAUUCUCGAUCCGGAGCUAGGCUACUGUCAGGGACUGGGAUUCAUCUGUGCCGUCCUGUUGCUGCACCUCGAAGAAGCCGACGCAUUCGAGCUGCUCAAGCACCUCAUGUUCCGGCGGCAGAUGCGCGCCAAAUAUCUGCCCGACAUGAAACAGUUUCAGCUGCAGCUGUACCAACUGUCCCGGUUGCUGAAGGACCACAUACCGGAGCUGUACGAGUGGUUCGAUCAGCACGACAUCUCGCCGACGCUGUACGCCGCCCCCUGGAUACUGACCGUCUUCAGCUCCCACUUUCCGCUCGGGUUUGUGGUGCGCGUGUUCGAUCUGCUGUUUCUCGAAUCGUUCGACGUCAUCUUUCGGUGUGCGAUCGCGCUGCUGGAAGCGCACAAGGAACCGCUGCUGCAGCGUGACAACUUCGAGGACAUUAUGGAUUACCUGAAGAACGUCAUUCCCAAGAUCGAUGCCGAGGUGAUGGAGAAGGUUUUUCGGAAUGUGUUCCGGUCCGAUUUCUCGCGUCAGCUGAUCGAAUCCCAGGUCGAAUAUAAUGUGCUGCAGGAGGAGAUGACGUCGCAGAACCAUCACCGGGAAAGCUACAACCGGCUGAAGGAGGAAUACCAGCAACUUAACGCGCAGCUUCAAUUUUCCCAGUCGAACAUGAUGCAGCUCGAGAAGCAGCGCCUGUGCCAGCAGGACCAGAUACAGUCGCUACAGACACAGGUGCAAACGCUGGAAAACACCGUCCACACGCUGGUGAGGUUUAUCGAGCAAACGGUCGAUGCACGGUCGGACGCUGUGCUGCCGAACGAUGUGUGUCGCAUUGUGCAGCAGGUACAGGAACUGCAGCAGCAGCAGCAGCAGCAGCAAAAGAAACGCUCACCAAUAUUUGUCGACCGUAAGAUUGGCAAAUCGAUCUCGUUCAACAGCAACCUGGGCCUGGCGCUGAACGUGCUGGAGGAAGCGACCGAACCGGACGGUCCCGGAACGCCAACGAAGAAGAAGCAACCCUACUUCCAAAACUCCUUCACCCAGAUCCGGCAGCAGCAGCAGCGGACCAGCCUGUGGCUGCACAAGCUCGACGAGUGUAACAGCACCACCAGCCCGGAGCAUGGGGUCGGUAGCAGCGUGACGGGCAGCACCGGUGGCCUAUCGUCGGCCAGCAUGAAAGCACUGUCCGGCAACAGUGACGACAGUGGUAUAGCGACCCCGAUCAGUCCCCAGCUGCAUGCACCCUCCACCACACCGAUGGUGGCCGAAAGUCGACCGCUGGUACCGUUCGAGAACCAUCCGCUCAGCAGCUGCGGUGAUGUGGCCGUACAGUACAACGGUACGACGCAGCUAAAGUCGCUGAAACCACGCUCCCAAUCGCGACACGGUUCCGUCUCCUCGAUCGUGAGCGAAACGAGCACGGAGCCAAGGCCGCAAAUAGCGACGGAUCGAAGUUAACGGGCUUUUGGCGGACGGUGAACACCAAUCGACUCGAUCGGACAUAACAUCACGCGUAGCAUAAGUAGCCGAACGGGAGGACGGAUAGGGACGGAUUCAGUGUGCUUUCACAUACCAGGAAAGGCCACACAUGCCAGUGCAACAGAUGUGUUCAACGUGUUCUGAUACGUUCUUCCAUCACCCGGGAAUGUUUCCGUCGUGCACUCAGCGCAUCGCACACCGCACACCGGACAGCGCCAAUACGCGGCUGAACCGCGUAUCGUCUGGGCUCUCGUUCCGUAAUCGUGAUUAGUGCCUGCUUACUCCCUGGAUGGAGCAGCAGCAGCAACUCUUUAUAGAAUCAAAAGCUAUUCCUUCAUCAUGUGUGGAAUGGAAUUUCCUCGUUCGAAUACCAGGGGAUAAACAUAUUUAUAGGCAAAGAAAAUACGAAGAAAGAAUGCGCAACAUGGUGGAACAUUGCGAACGCCAUCUUGCUCGAGAAGGAGAGAUCAGCUUCGCUCGGUUUAUCUACGGCAGAGGAGAUUAGAAUAAGUGAAAGGACGGCAAACAUUACUGCUAUUGAUCGCUUUUUGCAGCAAAACGGCAACGCCACUUCAAAAUGGAGAACUCAAAACACAAAACUACAAAACUCAGAAACCAAACCCAACGCCAGUAAAUGCUUCGUACAAUUAGUGUGUGUGUGUAAGAGUGUGAACGUAGUAGUUUGUAGUGUUUAGUGUGAGUGUGUAUGUGUGUGUAGCGAUGAUCUUAGGACCUUUACUGUGCAGCUAUAUAGCCUGACGACCCCUUGUUGUUGAUAUUUUAUUUUUUAACCCAACUUUUUUGCGCUAGAAUGCAACCAAAUCUUGUCGAGUUCUUGGCAGCUGGAUGUGCUGAGAGGCAAUUGUACUUACUUAGAGGGUAGGGGAAUAGUAGCUGCACCAAAGCUGUAUAUUUUGGUAUCCAAGAAUUUUGAGAAUCCUAGCUUCCUAGCGACCGUUAAGUUUCUGAGGCAAGAACUGGCUGGACGCUUCUAGCAAUCGAUGUAGAAUCCCUCCCAAAAAAAAAACAGGCAAAAGCAAAAAUUCGCGAAAGACAACACCAAAAGAAACCUGCCACACCGUAACGCCAUGUUAUUCUUCUCAAUAUUGGUUCGCGUCCUGUGUGGUCCUUCGGCACGUCAACAACUCUUGUGGAGGCUUGUGAGUUGAACGGUUACAGUCAAGUCCAGGGAAUACACACUAUUCGAGUUAUUCGAGGAAAUGAAUGAUAUAGUAGUUCAAAAAGCUUGGCACGCGGCCAAUAUAAGGUACUCACACACGGAGAGUCCCAACACUUGACUCUUGCACGCUUCCACAUUUCGCUUACAUUAGGAACCUGGGCACUGCUGGGCUGGAUUUGGUCGCUCCAGGGAUAUAUAAUGUUGUAGGCUUAAGCUGUGUAAAAACCCAACUACUCGCGGUUGAAGCUAGACAACCGCCGUUUUUUUUUUUUUUGCCCCCCACUAUCAGGUUCAGGUAUUACUUAUUACGUUUAGUAUUGAUUACAACACACGUUCACGAGCUUUUCGGAGGCCUUUCUAUCGGUAAUUUACGGCUCCGCCAAAGCCUUACUAAAGCGCGUUGCUAGUGUACAUAAAGGUAUCGUUUCGUUGAGAGCGACGAGAGCAGGGGAGUUCGUCUGUUGCUUUGCGUUUUGUUGUGUUGUUUAGUUGUUUAGUUGUUACACUUGCUAGUUUAACCAUUUUGUUUCGUUGGCGUUUUUGCUUUCUUUUUGUUUUAGCUUUUUGCUCAUUUUCGUACCAAGGGAUAGGAGGACAACAAGAAAUAGCUAAUAUAUGUAUACAGCUCACUAUCUCUACUAGCGCUUCGGUGAUACAUUAACGGGCAGGCAAAUGAGCAAUGAGAAAAUUUUACAUAAUAUAUGCAUAUGUAUAACACCACUACCUACCACCAUCACCACACACGGCUGCAAAUAAUUAAGCAUCUAAGGUUAUGACAAAUCGCGAACAGGAAAUAAAGCCCAAUAUAUAGCUAAAUA
This is a messenger RNA of Anopheles stephensi (Asian malaria mosquito), 7084 nucleotides long. RefSeq names its product TBC1 domain family member 4 (gene plx). The transcript has 11 exons. Lineage: Eukaryota; Metazoa; Arthropoda; Insecta; Diptera; Culicidae. The record is from RefSeq and is a predicted model, not a curated record. Bases 668 to 5065 code for a protein of 1465 amino acids.